GGGCGAAGUGACCAGGCGGCGGCGGCGGCGGCUCUGCUGAGGUGACAACGUGCUAGCAGCCCUCGCUCGCUCUCGGCGCCUCCUCGGCCUCGGCGUCCGCUCUGGCCGCGCUCGAGCCCUUCAGCCCGCCGCUGCGCUAUGAGGGCCCCUCUCUGGGGCUUUCCGAGGCUGGAGCCGGCUCCCUCUGCUCGCGGGCAAGUGUGAAGACCGAGGCGCGGGCGGGAGCCGGGGCUGCGCGCGGCGCUCGCGGGCCGGCGCGGGUUCCAGGUGAGCGCGGACUCAGCGAGCCCCGCAGUCGGCGCGGCCGGCCGGCGCCUGCUGGGCUUGAUCUGAGGCUGAAUCCCGUGUGUGGACCGCCGUUCCCUCUUCGCGGGAUCGUUGGCCAGGAUAGCAGAUGCAUUUAUGUAGAAGCAUUUUGAGGAUGAAUGUUUGAAAAUCAUUUUGAAAUUGCUAAGUGCCACGUACAUGGAAUGUAUCCUGCUUUCAUCUUGGAGUUCACCUGUGUGGCUUGGAUUUAUCACAGUAGCAUUUGUCUUCAAUCUGUGUGUUAACUAGAAAUCAAGGAAAGACAUGAGGAGAUUUGUUUACUGCAAGGUGGUUCUAGCCACUUCACUGAUGUGGGUUCUUGUUGAUGUCUUCUUACUGCUGUACUUCAGUGAAUGUAACAAAUGUGAUGACAAGAAGGAGAGAUCUCUGCUUCCUGCAUUGAGGGCUGUUAUUUCAAGAAACCAAGAAGGGCCAGGAGAAAUGGGAAAAGCUGUGUUGAUUCCUAAAGAUGACCAGGAGAAAAUGAAAGAGCUGUUUAAAAUCAAUCAGUUUAACCUUAUGGCCAGUGAUUUGAUUGCCCUUAAUAGAAGUCUGCCAGAUGUAAGAUUAGAAGGAUGUAAGACAAAAGUCUACCCUGAUGAACUUCCAAACACAAGUGUAGUCAUUGUGUUUCAUAAUGAAGCUUGGAGCACUCUCCUUAGAACUGUUUACAGUGUGAUAAAUCGUUCCCCACACUAUCUACUCUCUGAGGUCAUCUUGGUAGAUGAUGCCAGUGAAAGAGAUUUUCUCAAGUUGACAUUAGAGAAUUAUGUGAAAAAUUUAGAAGUGCCAGUAAAAAUUAUUAGGAUGGAAGAACGCUCUGGGUUAAUACGUGCGCGUCUUCGAGGAGCAGCUGCUUCAAAAGGGCAGGUUAUAACUUUUCUUGAUGCACACUGUGAAUGCACGUUAGGAUGGCUGGAGCCUUUGCUGGCAAGAAUAAAGGAAGACAGGAAAACAGUUGUCUGCCCUAUCAUUGAUGUGAUUAGUGAUGAUACUUUUGAAUAUAUGGCUGGGUCAGACAUGACUUAUGGGGGUUUUAACUGGAAACUGAAUUUCCGCUGGUAUCCUGUUCCCCAAAGAGAAAUGGACAGGAGGAAAGGAGACAGAACAUUACCUGUCAGGACCCCUACUAUGGCUGGUGGCCUAUUUUCUAUUGACAGAAACUACUUUGAAGAGAUAGGAACUUACGAUGCAGGAAUGGAUAUCUGGGGUGGAGAGAAUCUUGAAAUGUCUUUUAGGAUUUGGCAAUGUGGAGGCUCCUUGGAGAUUGUUACUUGCUCCCAUGUUGGUCAUGUUUUUCGGAAGGCGACUCCAUACACUUUUCCUGGUGGCACUGGUCAUGUCAUCAACAAGAACAACAGGAGACUGGCAGAAGUUUGGAUGGAUGAAUUUAAAGAUUUCUUCUACAUCAUAUCCCCAGGUGUUGUCAAAGUGGAUUAUGGAGAUGUGUCAGUCAGAAAAACACUAAGAGAAAAUCUGAAGUGUAAGCCCUUUUCUUGGUACCUAGAAAACAUCUAUCCGGACUCCCAGAUCCCGAGACGUUAUUACUCACUUGGUGAGAUAAGAAAUGUUGAAACCAAUCAGUGUUUAGACAACAUGGGCCGCAAGGAAAAUGAAAAAGUGGGUAUAUUCAACUGUCAUGGUAUGGGAGGAAAUCAGGUAUUUUCUUACACUGCUGACAAAGAAAUCCGAACCGAUGACUUGUGCUUGGAUGUUUCUAGACUCAAUGGACCUGUAAUCAUGUUAAAAUGCCACCAUAUGAGAGGAAAUCAGUUAUGGGAAUAUGAUGCUGAGAGACUCACGUUGCGACAUGUUAACAGUAACCAAUGUCUCGAUGAACCUUCUGAAGAAGAUAAAAUGGUGCCUACAAUGCAGGACUGUAGUGGAAGCAGAUCCCAACAGUGGCUGCUUAGGAACAUGACCCUGGCCACAUGAAGAUCAUGUCCUCCAAGCCAUGAAAGUGUCUACACUUUUGUUUUUCCUUUAUUUCAAUUGGGGGAAAAUAUUAACUUUGCUGAAUUGAAAGUUUUAAAAAUCCUUUUAGUAUUCUAAAACCAAUUGUCUCUAAUUCGUUUCUAGAAAUGUUUGCUUAUUUCCCUACUAAAAUUUGUAUCUGAUCAAAGCACAUAAAAAUAUAAAUAAUAGCAAACUAUUAUUAAACAACAGAACAACUUGUAAAACAAAUUGUGUUCGCUUUAAGAAAAAUCUUUAUUGCACUCAUGUCAUAGGGUUAAUUGGAGGUUAUUUUAUUUUUGGUUGUCAUGGUGAUUGAAAGAGAGAAUGUAAAUGCCUUAUAAAAUCUUCAUUAUGAAAUAUUAUCAGUUGCUUUAUAAACUCACUCUUUUUACUGAUCCUUCAUGGAAACAUGUUUGAUUUCUGUGUCUACAACAGGGCCACAUAUUAAAUUAUUUCUGAAUGGUGAAUUCAUCUUACAAAAUGUUCCAAGUUUUGGACAAGGAAAAACAUUACAUUGGAUAUUGAAUUCAUAGAGCCUUUACAGAAGCAUCACAUUUAAACCAAUGUGAAUUCAAAAAAGAGAAGGAGACUUUUUAAAUUCAAUUUAAAGUACAUAAAAAAAGAAAUCCGUGAAGCAUUGAGGGGAACAAGAUGAGUCUAAUCCGCAGCACUUCAAUCAUUGUGAGAGAACUCAAAGUGGGUUGCAAUCAUUCCUAACACAGGCUGAAGCUAAACAAUCUUGCUCCCAGAGUUUGUGUUGGAAACUCAAUUCUUAACCAAAAUCUUGGUCUCCAUAAACUCUACCAUCCCUUUUCUCUUCACUCUAUAGACAGUGGCAUGCCAUUGAUGCUGUACAGAAUUGCAGGUGAAAGGGAGAAUUUUAGACUUAAUUUUUAACUCUAUUGCACUUAAAGAUUUUAAUUAGGCCACCACUGUCAUUUUCAUUUUCUAUAUUAAAGAAUACCUUUCAGUGCUAUGCUCCAAUAUCUAAAAAUUUUAUCGCCAGGGGAAUAAACUCAAUACACGUUCAUUAAACUUUUAUUGUAAUUAAACUGCUAUAUAUUGUUUGCCAUAUAUUAUGGCCCAAGGAACAUAGUUAUAAUUAAGCUAGAUUCACAUUUUCUUUUCUCAUCUUAAAACUCUUUAUGUUCAAAAUACAUUAGCAUAGGCCAGAAAAAGGAAAAAAUCAGAUUUUUGCUGAUAAGUUUUUAUCUUUGACAUCAUUUAAAAUGCUCAUAGAGUUGCCCUAUAUAUGCAUGUUAUUCAUUAUAAAUGCACUCAGCAGCUAAGAAAUUUGAGAGGAAAAAUGGAAGAAGUGUUUUCUGGAGCAAAAGAUUCCACUUCUUUGGUCCUCAUCUUUUCUUAAAAAGCUCUUAUAGAAAGAAUUAAUCGUUUUGAUUGCAUCCAAACUCUCUGUGUCUCUGAUGUGCACAUACACUGCUUUAUAAUGAAAAUGAGGACACUUUCUGAUGGUCAGUAAAAUCUUAAAUGAUUUUUGCAACUGGUAUUCCUUCCUCUUUUGACUUUUUAUUGGUGCAACUGUAGGGAAGAAUCUACAACCUAGAGCAUUUCAGGUUUGCUCUUUAAAUAUAGACACCCCUCACCAUGAGCUCUCUGGGAAUCCGUGAAUUUCCUAAAAUUGUAAGCAAAAUGUUGAAUAUCAGGGCAUUUUUUUUCUGAGGUGGGAGUAUGUUGCUCACAGCAAACUUGGAAAGAAGGCUAUGACUCCCAAGAGGCAGUGAACCAUUGCCUUAAAUUAAUAGCCUCAAGUCCAUUGAGGCCUCAUGUAAAAUUCCCAUUUUUCAUUUUUACACUCCUUUUCUCUCCUCAUUUCCUCUUCUCCUUACUAAGGUAAAAAGACCCUGUGCAGCAUUAUUGCUUAAGUUGAAAAAGCUUCAACUCUCAAGGACUCAUGUAUACCAUGUGUUCCACUUAUUGCUUUGUCAGUCAAAAUGCAUGUUAUGUAGAAAAUGGUCAAUGGCAAAUUUUUAUAAAUACAGCUACCCCAUCAAAGCUGAACUUGAAACAUUUUUAGCAGAAUUUUAAAUAUGUGAAAGUUCAUUAUGGUCAUGGUGAGAAAACUAAAACUACAUGAGUUUCAUGUUAGAAAAGAAUUUUUAAAGAAUCUUCAGAUGGCUUGAACACGUGCCAUUAUAGUAUCUAACAAAAGGUGGCAUAAAAUAUUAUAAAACAUCCAACACCAGAAAGCAAUGACUGACAUUUUGUUUUCAAAAAUAUUGUCUUCGGUACAAAAAGUUAAAACCAUGAUUGGAUUCAUAAUGCACUUGUCUUAUCCCUUAUUUAUGGAGCUAGACUGACAUAUUUCAAACCAAUUUCUUCUGUGAUCUUCUCCAUCUCAGUUAAUGCAACUUCAACCUUCCAGAUGCUCAGGUCAAAAAUUGAAAGUUGCUUUUGACUCCUCUAUUUCUGUUUCAACUUUCAUCUAAUCCAACAGCAAAUCCCCUUGAUGCUACCUUUGAAAUGUAACUAGAAGAGAAUGACUUGCCACCACAUCCACUAGGUGUCACUACCUCUAACCUUUUUAAUCGCAAUAUGCUUAUUAUUUAGUUCCCUAAUUUCCCAGUCCUUGUCUUGAGCAAUCUUUUCUCAAUACAACAGCCAUAGUGAUUCUGUUAACCAUGAAUUUGAUUGUGUCACUUCCCUGCUCACAAUCUUCCAAUGACUUCUCCCUCCGGAGGCCUUCAAGGUCCUUCAUGAGUGUUACCCCUCUACACAUCCACACCACUCACCACACAUACAUACACAUGCACACACACACAGAUGCAAUUCUACCUUUUUAUAACACCAUCUCUUAUCUCUCAUUAUUCUGCCUCUUACUUACCCCACUAUGGCUCCCAAGGAAGUUCCUGCUUUAGUGUUUUGUUCCCUCUGCCCCAGAGAGCUCCCCUUAGUGGUCUCAGUUCAAAUACUAUCUUAUCAGUAAGACAAACCCUUCUCCCAUCUGCCUUCCCUAUCCCCUGUGCCUGACAAUCUAUAAGUUUGCUUCUUUUUUUCUGUCUAUUCUUCCCCCUCCCCAGCCCCAAACAUGCCCUAGAAGGUAAGUCCCAUGAAGGCAGGGGCUUUGUCAGUUUUGUUCAUUUGGUAUUUCUGGCAUAUAUAUUCUUUAAAUAUUUCUUGAAUUAAUGAACUGAAAUGUGUGUUAAAGUUGCUAAGUGUUACUGUAUCAUACUUUUUUUGUAUUUUCAAUUUUAAAAUAAAGGCUAAUAUAUUUAGACAGGAUUUCCAAUAA
Messenger RNA from Nomascus leucogenys (northern white-cheeked gibbon), 5512 nucleotides. Lineage: Eukaryota; Metazoa; Chordata; Mammalia; Primates; Hylobatidae. The record is from RefSeq and is a predicted model, not a curated record.